Molecule: messenger RNA, 1885 nt
Organism: Prunus avium (sweet cherry)
Lineage: Eukaryota; Viridiplantae; Streptophyta; Magnoliopsida; Rosales; Rosaceae
Product: Tetratricopeptide repeat (TPR)-like superfamily protein
Molecular function (GO): protein binding
Source: RefSeq, a predicted model, not a curated record
AUCCGUACAGCUGCGUAAUUUUGAUAUUUUUUUUGGCUUCCCUCAGUCUUCGUCUUUGAAACAACCGGAUCUCAUCUCUCUACGACCUUUCUGUGUGUUCGCAGUCGGAUCAAUCUUAGAAAUCUCAUCACUCCUCCGAUCUCACAAUGUCCACGGCGCCGGAAGAACCCCAGUCCCAGAACGGACUCGAACCGGACCCGACGACAAAUCCGAAACCCGAAUCCGAAUCAGAACCAGUGGCACAGCCUGAAGCUAUACCAGAACCGGUGCCAGAGCCCGAAGCUAAACUCGAGCCAGUGCCAGAGCCCAAAGCUAAACCCGAGCCAGUUCCAGAGCCCGAAGCUAAACCGGAACUCCAACCUGAACCAGAAGCAGUGGUAACCGAUGGUGCGGAUCCGAAGGUGGAGGAAGUCGUAGAAGCCGCGAUCCAAUCGAAUAACCAAGCAAGUGCGCAUCCAGAGCUGAAAAAGGACGAAGGAAGCCGUACAUUCACAAUGAGAGAGUUGCUCGGUGGCUUGAAAAAUGACCAAUCGAACGACGUCGCUAAUGAUUCUAGCUCCCCAUACAGUUACAGUGAAGAAAGCCCACAGGAACAGCACUCAGAGCAGAACAAUGCUGCAAUGGAGUUGAUCAAUAGCGUCACAGGUGCCGAUGAUGAUGGUCGGUCUCGCCAACGGGUUCUUACUUUUGCUGCCAAGAGGUAUGCUAGUGCAAUAGAGAGAAAUCCAGAUGAUUAUGAUGCGCUAUACAAUUGGGCACUGGUUCUUCAGGAAAGUGCAGAUAAUGUUAGUCCAGAUUCUACUUCUCCUUCUAAAGAUGCUUUGCUUGAGGAGGCUUGCAAAAAAUAUGAUGAGGCUACUCAUCUAUGCCCAACACUUCAUGAUGCUUUCUAUAAUUGGGCUAUUGCUAUCUCUGAUCGGGCAAAAAUGCGUGGUCGUACAAAGGAAGCUGAAGAACUAUGGAAGCAGGCUACAAAAAAUUAUGAAAAAGCUGUCUUGCUCAACUGGAACAGUCCCCAGGCACUUAACAACUGGGGACUUGCUCUGCAGGAACUCAGCGCGAUUGUUCCUGCACGAGAAAAGCAAACAAUUGUGAGAACUGCAAUUAGUAAGUUCCGCGCAGCUAUUCAGUUGCAGUUUGAUUUUCAUCGAGCAAUUUACAACCUUGGAACUGUAUUGUAUGGAUUAGCAGAGGACACACUAAGAACUGGGGGAUCUGGCAAUCCCAAAGAAGUUUCACCUAAUGAGUUGUACAGUCAAUCUGCCAUCUACAUUGCAGCUGCACAUGCUUUGAAACCAAAUUACAAUGUUUACAGUAGUGCCUUGCGGCUGGUGCGAUCCAUGCUUCCUUUACCUUAUCUCAAAGUUGGAUAUCUUACUGCACCACCAGUGGGGAAAUCAAUUGCACCUCAUAGCGACUGGAAACGAUCACAAUUUGUUUUGAAUAAUGAAGGGCUUCAACAGCAGGUUAACAAAGGUGAGCAAAAACAAAGCAUCUCUGGCAGAUCAGGAGAAGCAGCUAUAAAAGUUGAUGUUCCAGAUAUCGUUUCUGUUUCAUCAUGUGGUGAUCUGACUUUACCACCUGGUGCAGGCCUCUGCAUUGAUACAAUUCAUGGACCUGUCUAUCUGGUUGCUGAUUCAUGGGAGUUCCUUGACGGAUGGCUUGAUGCAAUCCGUUUAGUUUACACAAUCUAUGCGCGGGGUAAGAGUGAGGUUCUGGCAGGUAUUACAACAGGCUGAUUUUUUAUUUAAUUUUUUAAAAAUGUAUCACCAGUUCCAUGAUUUUGUUUUGAGUGACGUAUAAUUUUUGUAUCGAGGAUGACUUGUUCAAAUAAAAUCUGUAUAUUAUAAAAUUUGGAUACGUUCAAUACAUUUUUUUCUCUGAA